AUGCAGUGGAAUGUGAAGCUAACUGAAGCACUGAUAAAGCAAGGUUUUGUACAAAAUGUGGGAUUGAGUGCCUCCAAAGCAGUAAACACACCUCUUGACAGUAAUCAGAAAUUCACCAGCAAAGAAUCAGAUGAUGUUGUAAGUGAAAACACUGAUGAGCGGUUUGAAGAUAGAGAGCAAUACCAAAGGCUAAUUGGUAAACUGUUGUACCUGAUAUUAACCAUGCUUGAUAAUUCUUUUGAUGUGCAGACACUUAGCCAAUUCAUGCAACAACCUAAAAGGUCUCAUUGGGAGGCAUCAUUAAGAAUUGUAAAGUACAUUAAAAAGGAACCUGGAAUGGGAGUAUUGAUGGGUAGCAGAAAGUGUAACAAAAUUACUGCAUAUUUUGAUGCAGACUGGGCAUCAUGA
This is a messenger RNA of Nicotiana tabacum (common tobacco), 408 nucleotides long. The record is from RefSeq and is a predicted model, not a curated record. NCBI's taxonomy places the organism in Eukaryota, Viridiplantae, Streptophyta, Magnoliopsida, Solanales, Solanaceae.